Apis mellifera (honey bee) is the source of this 1265-nucleotide messenger RNA. RefSeq names its product borealin. The transcript has 2 exons. Bases 236 to 1099 code for a protein of 287 amino acids. Gene Ontology annotation, cellular component: chromosome passenger complex; chromosome, centromeric region; spindle midzone. Lineage: Eukaryota; Metazoa; Arthropoda; Insecta; Hymenoptera; Apidae. Gene Ontology annotation, biological process: mitotic sister chromatid segregation. The record is from RefSeq and is a predicted model, not a curated record.
UAAAAUUUUGUAAUGUCACAUAAUUCAAAUCAAAUUGAUUACAUUAAUUUAAAUAUAUUUUUGAACACUUAAAUUUAAUGCAGAAUAAUGACACUAGAUUGCUCUUUUUAUAAAGUACACAUAUUUUUCCAUUAUUUUACUUUCUAUAUUUCUUUAUUAUCAUUGAUCGAACUAUAAACUAUUAACGGCGGUAAACGAAAUUGAAAACAUUCCAAUAUUUCUACGGCUACUAAAAAUGCCGCGUACAAAACAUGUUCAGAAACCAAAACAACAAGAAGAAUUUUUAGAAGAAAGUGAUUUAUUAAUUAAAGAUUUUGAGCGACAAGCACAUUUGCGAAUUUCAAAAAUGGAAGCAGAAUCAAAAAUGGCAAUAAAAAGUAUUGAAACUUUCGUUGACGUUACUUUAUCUCGACUUCCGGCUGAGAUACGGCAAAUGACACUUAGUGAAAUACUUAAUUACGAUAAUGAAAAUGAAAAAGAAAAUUGUAAUGAAAUUUCAUCAUCCGUUGAUGAUCGUUCGCUACGAGUACCUCCGAUGACAGUAAAAGGAAAAAAAACUGGAAAAAGAAUUACUAGCGCGUCCGAUGAUGGAUAUGUAACUGAGGGAAUAACAACAACACGUACAUCAAGAGCUACUAAAGUUGAAUCUGCUAUUAGUAGAAGAACACGUAGUACUUCAAGAAAUAGUAAAAUGAAACUUAGUGAAAUAAAUCAAGAAACUAUAAAAAAAACAACAAAAGAUAAAUAUAUCAAAUCUAUGAAAAUUGAUAAAUUUAAAACUCCUGCUACUUUGAAACCAGGAAAUAAAGAAUUUGAUCUUGUAACUCCAAAAAUAAAACCUAAUACACCAUUAAAUGUAUUAAGACGUCCAAGACAAGGAGAAAUGGUUCUUAGUAUGCAAGGUAGUCCUUUAUUAGUUUCUGCAAUUAUUCAAGAAGAUAUUGCUAACAUUAAUGUACCCUUGCGUGAUGGGAAUGUUAUGUCCUUAUUACCUAAUGAUGGAUUACGUAUGUCACAUAUUCCUGCAUUAGAUUCAGAAACUUUGAAACAACUAGAAACUUUAAAAAGUCAUAUUGAGAAGGUUAUCUCAACAAAAUAAUUAUAAUUAUAAUAAUAAAAUAAAAUUUUGUAGGAUGUAUUUCACAUUUUACUAUUAUAUGUGUUGUGCCAAUGAAAUCAAUUUAGGAUCAAAAUAUUUCCUGAAAUUGUCAUAAUUUUAUUACAAAUAAUACAUAAUUGAAAUUAAUUGAAUUAUAUGUUCAUUU